Leptopilina heterotoma is the source of this 2136-nucleotide messenger RNA. RefSeq names its product conserved oligomeric Golgi complex subunit 8 (gene Cog8). Gene Ontology annotation, biological process: intra-Golgi vesicle-mediated transport. Bases 173 to 2080 code for a protein of 635 amino acids. NCBI's taxonomy places the organism in Eukaryota, Metazoa, Arthropoda, Insecta, Hymenoptera, Figitidae. Gene Ontology annotation, cellular component: COG complex. The record is from RefSeq and is a predicted model, not a curated record. The transcript has 10 exons.
CAUAACCUCAAAAUUUUGACAGUUCUCUUCUGUUCUUUCAAUAUUUGUCGCAAUUGGUAAAUAUUUUUACAAGCAAUGACCAAAGAAAAACAGUUUUAAAAUAUUUUUAUUAAACAAUUCCUCUGAGAAAAUUAUUAAAUAAUGUUUAAAUAAGUGUAUAAAAGUGAAAACAAUGGAUAUCGAGACGGAAAAAGUGAUAGAACUUGUAUUUCCUGAAGGAAUACCAGAUUCUUGGAAGGAGAAUCCUGAUUUUUAUCAAUAUUUGUCGAAAUUAGGAGGAUUUGACAUCGAUCAAUUGAAUAAGGAACCCGAUCAUUUAGUUGAUGAAAAAAAUGCAGUUUUACAAAAUACCCAGGAUCUUGUUUUUGCCAAUUAUAAAACAUUUAUUCAAACUGCGGAGAGUUCGAGGGAAAUUUUCAAACAAUUCAACGAAACGGAAAAUAGAUUGGAGAAUUUGACAAAGGACAUUCCACGAUUCAUUGAGAAAUGUCAAUUAUUUUGCGAUGCCUCAAAGGAUAUUAAUUCACAUCGCCGACUCAAUGGUUUAACAUUGAAUAGAAGUGGAGAACUUUUGGAGAUUCUUGAAAUGCCACAACUUAUGGAAUCGUGCUUACGAAGUAAUCAAUAUAAUGAGGCUUUGGAAAUAUCGCAAUACGCCCGACAAUUGGGCACGAAACAUGGCGAUAUUCCUAUUGUUGCGUCGGUUGUGGCAGAAAUUGAAAACAGUUGGUCGAGUAUGGUUGGUCAGGUGGUUGGUUCCCUUCGUGGAGAUUUGCCACUUCCUCGAUGUCUUCAAUUAGUCGGUUUGUUGCGUUCAAUGGACGCCUUUACGGAACCCGAACUAAGAAUUAAAUUUCUCCAAGCGCGCGAUAGUUGGCUCCAAGGAUUACUCUCGGCGAUUCCAAACGAAGAUCCGAAUUUCCACCUGACGAAAACAAUCGAACUCUCGAGGAUUCAUUUAUUUAAUAUUAUCACUCAAUAUCGUGCGAUGUUCAGCGAUCAGGAUCACAUUAGUUUGGGACGUGAUAUUUCGAUAAACGAGUCGGCAAUUUUCUAUCAUUGGCUCGAGGAAAAAAUUUCGCAAUUCCUCGGAACAUUGGAACAAGAUUUACCUGGAGUAAAUUCUAUUGAUUCAAUUCUCGGACAGUGUACGUACUUUGCUCUAUCAUUCGGACGAGUUGGAGCCGAUUUCACUGGGCGAAUGUCGGCCAUUUUUGUCAAAGUUAUCGGCGAUAAAGUCGAGGCGAACAUUUGGAGAGCAACGAAAAAAUUUGAAAAGGACAUGGAAACUUUUACGCUUAUCAAUAAAGUUCAACGUUCGGAUGUUAAAGUCGAAAAUGUCGCUCCGUCUGAAAAUCCUCCGGAGCAAUUGAUGGAAUUUUAUCCCCUCGCUGAAUAUUGUAACGGAUUAAUAGCGACUUUCAAUGAAUUUCGACUAUGUUCGCCGAUUGCGCUCUCGCAAAAUUUUACAAAACUGAUGCAAGAAUCACUUUCUUGUGUUGCAAAAGCAAUGUUAUUUUUUUACAAACAGGAGCAACAGGCCUUCACCGCAAACGAAAGGGAAAAUAUGUUGAAAUUCGUCGACUGCCUCAGCGAGCAAUUAAUUCCCUACGUUCAAUUUUGCAUUCACGCACUUUUUCCCGCCAAUCAAAUAGCGACACAUCUCGAAAUUUCUCCCAUUCAAUCGCAGAAAGAGGGCGUGACUUAUUUGAAUGAGAAAUUAAUUCUCGAACCACUUGCAACACUACUUCCGAUUCGUGAUAUUCCAAAGGAUUCAUUUCUCCACGAAUUUCCCAUCUCGGAAACAUUCAAAACGAAAGAAUUGGAAAAUUUCCCAACGAAAAUUUCUUUAGAUGAAAAUAUUAAUUUGGAAAAUUUAACGAUAACAACAACAGUUUCUGAAGGUGAAACAAUUACAGAGAUGAGGGAGGAAAGAAAUGUGGAUAUGGAAAUUUCAACUGAUGUGAGUACAAAAAAUGUCGAGUCAAUUUUAUCUCAAGGGGAAAAUGCUGCUGAAAAUGCGGACGAGUCAAUUAUUAAAUUAUCAACGACGGAGUUUGCAGAAAAAAGUGAGAAUUAAAUUCUGUGAUUUUCCGAUUGAGAAUUUGUUGCGUGUAAAUAAAAUUUUAAUCUCAA